This is a messenger RNA of Agrilus planipennis (emerald ash borer), 1199 nucleotides long. RefSeq names its product aldose reductase. The transcript is spliced from 5 exons. Bases 36 to 1055 code for a protein of 339 amino acids. Gene Ontology annotation, molecular function: aldose reductase (NADPH) activity. Lineage: Eukaryota; Metazoa; Arthropoda; Insecta; Coleoptera; Buprestidae. The record is from RefSeq and is a predicted model, not a curated record. Gene Ontology annotation, cellular component: cytosol.
AUUACCAACUUUCUAUACAGGGUGUUUAUUUCAAAAUGACAUACACAAAGUGGUUCAACUGUGUGAUAUGCUUCGUCGCCAGUGCUAUGACGUUAGGCGACACAACAAUAGCUCCUACAAUAAAACUGAACAAUGGUCUUGACAUGCCUGUAAUAGGACUAGGAACAUGGAAGUCUAGAGAAGGAGAUGUGGUUCAAGCAGUUAAAGAUGCCAUCGACGCUGGUUACAGACACAUUGAUACCGCCUGGAUUUACCAAAACGAGAAGGAGAUCGGAGAAGCACUUAAAGCUAAAAUAGACGAAGGCGUUGUAAAAAGGGAAGACCUAUUUAUUGUUAGCAAGUUGUGGAAUACAUAUCACAGACCAGAAGAUGUGGAACUCGCUAUAAAUCAAUCACUAAAUGCACUCGGUCUGGAUUAUCUUGACUUGUACUUAAUGCAUGCCCCUACAGACUUUCAAAAAGUUGGAAACACUACUUUUCCAACUGAUGAAAAUGGACAAGCAGUAUCAGCGGGUGUCGAUUUUGUAGACACGUGGAAGGCAAUGGAAGAAGUUUACCGAAAGGGGCUAACAAAAUCAAUCGGUAUAUCGAACUUUAAUAAACGGCAAAUCGAGAAAAUUCUUGAAAAAGGUUCCGUCGUUCCAGUAACAAAUCAAGUUGAAUGUCAUCCAUAUUUAAAUCAGAAAAAGCUCGCUGAAUUUUGCAAAUCAAAAGGGAUAACUCUUACUGCGUAUAGUCCUCUAGGGUCCGCUGACAGACCUUGGGCAAAACCGGACGAUCCUAAGCUCUUGGACGACCCGAAUCUGAAGAAGAUCGCAGAUAAAUACAAAAAAAGUGCUGCUCAAAUUGUACUUCGUUAUUUAACUCAAAGAGGCCUCAUCGCUAUUCCAAAGUCUGUAAACAAAGGCAGAAUCGAAGAGAAUAUUAAUAUUUUCGAUUUCGAAUUAUCUCCUGAAGAUAUGAAAUACGUAGACUCCUUUGAUCGCAAUGGAAGAAUAUUUACAUUUGACUGGUCAUCCAAGCACCGAUUUUAUCCAUUUAGUGACGAAUACUAAUUAAAAAUUAAACAGGCGCAUAUUUAUCUGUAAUAAAAAUAUUGUUAAUAUAUAAUGUAUGUUACGAGUAGGUAUAUGAAGAAAAAACUGUUUGCAUGUAAAAAUUAUUAUUAAGUUGUAAUAAAUUAAAUGCAUACAAGUAAA